GUUGAAAUCUGAUUGUAACCGUCAAUUACCGAACUUACCCGAGUUUAGAUAGUCAAUGUGGAUGGCAGAUAAUUGACAAGUGUCGUUUACCUGAGCCUUAUCCAUAGAUUCUCUAAUCCUCUCUGUCUUGGCGCUCUCUCUCUCUCUCUGUCUGUUUCAUUGUUCCGUAAAACUUCUCACUUUCAACAGUUUGUGUCUGUGCGAUAAUGGCCAUGUCAGACCUUUCAACCCCCAAAACGACGUCGCCUUUCCUCCGCUCUUCGUCUCAGCUUCGUCUCUCCUCCAAGUUGCAUGUUUCAAACCAGUUUCGCAAUCUUCUUCUUCCUCCACCUCUCCAUCCAACUUCCAUCUCCAAAAUCUCUUGCUCUGUUUCUCAGAAUAACCAAGCACCUGUUGCGGUUCAAGAUAAUGGGUCUGUGAAGACGAAGAAAGAGUGUUAUGGAGUGUUCUGUCUCACCUAUGACCUUAAAGCUGAAGAGGAGACGAAGUCAUGGAAGAAGAUGAUCAGUAUUGCAGUCUCAGGUGCUGCAGGCAUGAUAUCAAACCACCUUCUCUUCAAACUUGCUUCAGGUUCAGUGUUUGGACCAGACCAGCCCAUUGCUUUGAAACUACUUGGAUCAGAGAGAUCAAUCCAAGCCCUCGAAGGUGUUGCAAUGGAACUUGAGGAUUCCUUGUUCCCCUUGUUGAGAGAAGUUGAUAUAGGAACGGAUCCGUAUGAAGUGUUCCAAGACGUGGAGUGGGCUCUUCUGAUUGGCGCAAAGCCUCGAGGCCCUGGAAUGGAGCGUGCUGCUUUGUUGGAUAUUAAUGGUCAGAUAUUUGCUGAGCAAGGGAAAGCUCUUAACGCAGUUGCCUCUCCUAACGUUAAGGUCCUUGUAGUGGGGAAUCCUUGCAACACCAACGCCUUGAUUUGUCUUAAAAAUGCUCCCAACAUUCCUGCAAAGAACUUCCAUGCCCUCACGAGGUUGGACGAGAAUCGAGCCAAGUGUCAGCUUGCUCUUAAAGCCGGUGUCUUCUACGACAAAGUCUCUAACAUGACCAUAUGGGGAAAUCACUCCACGACUCAGGUGCCGGACUUCUUGAAUGCCAGAAUCAAUGGCCGGCCGGUGAAGGAGGUUAUUACAGAUCACAAAUGGUUAGAAGAGGGAUUCACUGAGAGUGUGCAGAAGAGAGGUGGCUUACUAAUUCAGAAAUGGGGUCGAUCUUCUGCUGCUUCUACCGCUGUUUCCAUUGUUGAUGCUAUAAAGUCUCUUGUAACUCCUACUCCUGAGGGUGACUGGUUUUCCACUGGGGUGUACACAAAUGGGAAUCCUUAUGGUAUUGCAGAGGACCUCGUCUUCAGCAUGCCGUGCCGGUCAAAGGGAGAUGGAGAUUAUGAGCUUGUCAAGGAUGUAGAGAUUGAUGACUACCUACGCAAACGAAUCGCCAAGUCGGAAGCAGAACUGUUGGCUGAGAAGAAAUGUGUUGCACACCUCACUGGAGAUGGCAUCGCCUUCUGUGAUCUUGGUCCGGUAGAUACUAUGCUUCCCGGUGAAGUUUGAUUUUGGUGAGUGGCGUUUGAACAUCUCAAGUAAGCACUCUCUUCUGGGUUGUUAGCUGUUGUACAUAGCACACCCAUAUUACUCAUGUUGACUGGUUGGAAUAAGUGAAUUAAACUCUUCACAUUUUACUUCUUAUUUAUACAUGUGAGUUUACUUGAGCAAUAGAGCAAACUCAUGUUCUACAA
Molecule: messenger RNA, 1723 nt
Organism: Raphanus sativus (radish)
Lineage: Eukaryota; Viridiplantae; Streptophyta; Magnoliopsida; Brassicales; Brassicaceae
Product: malate dehydrogenase [NADP], chloroplastic
Exons: 12
Coding region: 207-1538 (443 amino acids)
Biological process (GO): oxaloacetate metabolic process; tricarboxylic acid cycle; malate metabolic process
Molecular function (GO): L-malate dehydrogenase (NADP+) activity; L-malate dehydrogenase (NAD+) activity
Source: RefSeq, a predicted model, not a curated record